UGUCAAGUCCCCUGUAUUGUGGCAGACAAAGUACAGGUGUGAUCGAGACGUAUUGGAUAAGUCGGAUUUUCAGAACCCUGGACCAAAUACCUUAUCGAGAGUUAUGAAUUCCCCUUUUUGUUCUGUUGAGUAUAUCGCUCCUUCAAAUGAUAAUCUACAACCGAGGCCAUGCAUACCAACUAUCCAUACAUGUCCGGAUGGAACAGAUCGUUUGCUGGCCUAUCGGUGUGCGAACUCUAACUUAGACCCUUAUUCUACUUACAAACAACAAUACCAUGCCUAUCAUAACUGGUAUUGCUUCAUAUGUACAGAACCUGAACGUCCAUUGCAUUCGUGUACCGUACGAUUGAGUCAGAUAAGUCAACGAAGCAGCCCCGACUUGUCCUUGUUUUCGUUUAAAAUAAUGGUGGAUGUGACAUCUGAUAAUGAAAUAAGACUGAGGUCUCAAGCUGGUCAUGGCAUCGUUGGAUUGGAUGUUGAGGUAGGGUGUAACUCGGACAAUCUUUGCAAGGCUUUAACUUGCCCAAAAGCGUAUAUACGAGCUGGGGGUAAAUGCAAAUUGGUAAGCACCAUUGUUCCAGUACAAAUCAACUGCUAUCUCUCCAUUGAACUAGAAGAGUAUACAUUUCAUGUCAUCAAAACUUACAUCAAACAAAUUUUUGAUCCAGUUGGUUUGAUUUUAAUCCGAAAUGGUCCUGAUUAUGAUCAAUUCACGUUCAAUGCAUCUUUCCCUGAGAACUACACAUCGCCUCAGAUUUACAAGAAAAUGGCAUCAGACUCUGAACGCAUGAAAGAAAAAGCUGGAAUUGCUUUCACACAGCUUAUGAAGGACAUAAAUAUCACGUAUGAUGUGUCGUUUAUAAAACAUAAGGUCAGUCAUGUAACGGAAAAGGUGCCAAAUAGUGGAUCUCAAACCGGUUCCGGAAUGGCAUGGAUGUUUUACAUAUUUUUGUUCAUGAAAAUAUGUUAAGAGAACGAAAGCACGUGGACUCACAUUGGCAGUUUUGUUCAUUAAAACUAAAAUUGUAAUUAAAAAAGAAUUGUCAGAGAUGUUGUAAUCAAUUUCGUGUCUCAAAUAGACAAAGCAGUUUAAGUUGCAUAGAAAGUCGGAACAAAAACUUACAAUGUCAUUCCCAAAAUUCAUUUCGUUCGUUGUGUACCUUCACUACCUCUCUGACGUUGUUAAAAUAGUUCUGAAAUUCCCGGGGCACGAUCUGAGAAAGCUUCAGAAAUUAGUA
Owenia fusiformis is the source of this 1238-nucleotide messenger RNA. The record is from the annotation of a GenBank genome assembly. Lineage: Eukaryota; Metazoa; Annelida; Polychaeta; Sabellida; Oweniidae.